Messenger RNA from Xyrauchen texanus (razorback sucker), 1431 nucleotides. RefSeq names its product TMEM9 domain family, member B (gene tmem9b). The transcript is spliced from 5 exons. The record is from RefSeq and is a predicted model, not a curated record. Lineage: Eukaryota; Metazoa; Chordata; Actinopteri; Cypriniformes; Catostomidae. Gene Ontology annotation, cellular component: lysosomal membrane. Gene Ontology annotation, biological process: positive regulation of canonical NF-kappaB signal transduction. The coding region runs from base 172 to 762 and encodes 196 amino acids.
UGGUCAGCUGAUGUGUCAGACAGACCGCAGCCCUCAUCCAUUAUUUUGUUGACGCUCAUUUGUACCAAAGGUGUUCUAGCAAUUGCAUGCGCGCACGCAUUAAUACAUACUCAUUAUUCAGACACACUUGUCAUAAGUAUUUGUAAACAUUGCGUAGAGAGUGACCAAAAAAUGUCUCCAUUGAUCUCAACAGCCGCUGUCAAUCUGUGGACGUUUUCAUCGCUAGUGUGUUUUCUUCUGACAUCAUCAGCACAAACCUCAGAAGCCAAGAAUUCAGAAGACAUCCGCUGUAAAUGUAUCUGUCCGCCCUACAAGGACAUUGAUGGAAAGAUCUACAAUCAGAACGUUUCCUUGAAGGACUGUAAUUGCCUCCAUGUGGUGGAACCAAUGCCUGUUGAAGGCAAGGAUGUGGAGGCGUACUGUUUACGCUGUGAAUGCAAGUAUGAAGAAAGGAGCUCUGGAACUAUUAAAGUCACCAUUAUAAUUUAUCUGUCUAUUCUGGGCCUUUUGCUGUUGUACAUGGUCUAUCUGACACUGUUGGAGCCUAUGCUGAAGAGAAGACUGUUUGGCCAUUCACAGCUCAUUCAGAGUGAUGAUGAUGUUGGGGACCAGCAGCCCUUCGCCAAUGCCCAUGAUGUGCUCUCUCGCUCUCGCUCUCGUUCCAAUAUGCUUAACAAAGUGGAGCACGCUCAGCAGCGCUGGAGGAGGCAGGUCCAAGAACAGCGCAAGUCUGUCUUCGACCGCCAUGUGGUGCUCAGCUAAAAGCUCUCUCAGUCUGAAGUGAACUGUUACAUAUGGGUUCUGAUACUACGCUAAAGGCUGGGUCUUUUCCAUGAUGUCCAACACUCAUCAAUGGUCAAACGGUGCCAACGUUUAACAUCAUUUGUGUGUAUGUCUGUUUUUGGUGUGUAUAAAUUUCUUGUCUUGAUCAAUGAGUGAGACGAAGCCUUGUUUAUUAUUCUGAUAAAGGUUGUUUGCAUCAACUUUUCUUUCAUUUUGAAAUCAUGGACUCUCAAAUUAGCAACACAAAAAAAUAAGAGAAAAAGUUUAUUCCUAAUGCAGUUCAGAUGUGGGGAUAAAGUGCCAAUUGCCUCCUAAAAUUAGGUGAUUCGUUUAAUCUAUAAUUUUUUUUAAAUAAAGUUCAGAAUUGUUUCUCACCCCAAAAUAAACAUUUUCUGUCUUGUAACGAAGUGUAAGUUGGGUAAAGUUUCCUUUUACCACUCUUCUCUUGCUUGCUUUCUUUCAUACAUUGUGGUUUAUGUUAUACAGUAUGUAAAUAGUAAUUUGUGGAUGUGUUUUUUUGUCAUGAUAUACAAUAAUAUGCUGUUUGAUGACUCAAUUCUUAUAGCUUUUUGUAGAUUCAGGUUAAAGCUACAUGAUGUUCAUUUGGUCUUUGAAAUCUUUAAGACAGUAUUUUCUAAGGUAUAUGCA